Molecule: messenger RNA, 261 nt
Organism: Candidula unifasciata
Lineage: Eukaryota; Metazoa; Mollusca; Gastropoda; Stylommatophora; Geomitridae
Source: the annotation of a GenBank genome assembly
AUGGCUGACAUGGAGCCAGCUGCGAAAGGAGUUGUUAGGAGAGGAGCUUUACGCCAAAAGAAUGUACAUGAAGUGAAAAAUCAUAAAUUUUUAGCUAGAUUUUUCAAGCAACCAACUUUCUGCAGUCAUUGCAAGGAUUUUAUUUGGGGAUUUGGCAAGCAGGGAUUUCAGUGCCAAGUGUGCAGUCUUGUCGUUCACAAAAGAUGCCAUGAAUUCGUCUGCUUCGCCUGCCCAGGCGCCGACAAUGGACCCGAUUCAGAU